AAAGCAUCUAGCCAAAAUCAAUUCAAAUGUAGAGAGGGUCAGCUUUCACACGCGACAGUGGAGGGCAGCCUCAGUCUCCCUCCCUCGCCGAAAGCUCAAACAGACGUCUGGACCACGCUUGGCACACAACCUGGAGGUAAGACCCUACCUUCUGGGUUUCUCUUCUCCCUCUCCCACCGGACUCCACCUCCCGUUUGAGUCACAGAGAGGUAGAGACGGUCGGCGUCUGCAGGACAGCAGAGAGCAGCCUGGGACUCCUAGAUGUACGAACCACGCUAGGACCCUCAGACUACAUGUUUCUGGAUAAUAGCACCUCCUUUUUGAAGUGUCAGAGGAAUGGAUGAGAUUGUUGCUGAGUUUAUCAGGAGGACUGUCCUGAAAAUCCCAGUUGCUGAAAUAGUGAAAAUCCUGACUAUAUGGAACUUUCUUCCAGAAAGUCAACUGAAGAACAUAAACCUUCGACAAUGCAAGGAAGAUAUCUCUCAGGACGUGGUUGAGCUUUGUAAGAAGAAAGGUGCAAGUAUGAAAGAAGCUGCAAUUUUAGACAUAAUUUAUCAUCAGACUUAUCAAACCAAGAAAAUUUGGAUUGUUUAUAAAAUGACUAAAGCCCCAGGUGAAGAGGUUGACCUUUCUGAUAUGGAAGAGUUUAAAGAUUCUUUUAAGAAAGUUCUUCAAAGAGCCUUAAGAAAUGUGCAUAUCAGCUUCAGAGACUGUGAGGAUAAUGCAGUAUGGAUUCGAAUUGCCUGGGGAACACCUUACAUGAAACCAAAUCAGUACAAAACUACAUAUGUGGUGUAUCAUUCCCAAACUCCUUUUGUCUUCGUCUCUCAUGGCCGUAUUAAGAAAUACAUUCCAGAGCUCUGGCAGGCACUGAUGACUGCUGGCAAUUACCAGAAGAUCCAACAAAUGGAACUCCGAAGUAUAUAUCUGGAUUCUCUUAAGGCAAUUGUUUUUAAACAGUAUAAUCAGGAUUUUCAAACUUACCACCAUACACCUUUACAGGAAGGAAAUGCUGAGAGUGAAAUAGUGGAUCCAAGGAUCAUUCAUGAAAAUAUAAAAGAGAAGGAAAGAAUCCAAAGAGUGACACGGGAAACUUUUGGGGAUUGCAUCCAACCAAGAAUAGAAUUUGCACAGUAUAAGCUUGAAACCAAAUUCAAAACUGACUCUAAAAAUGGCAUCUUGGCUGAAAGGGAAGAACCCUUUAGAUGUCUGGUUAAGUUCUCUAGUCCACAUCUUUUGGAAGCAUUGAAAUCUUUAGCACCAGCUGGUAUUGCAGAUGCACCACUUUCAUCACUGCUUACUUGUAUACCCCACAAAGCAAUGAAUUAUUUUACAGUCAGAGAGAAAUGAGUUUUAUUUGGAGUAAACAUGAGUCUCUUGUCUUAUUUUCUAAAACGUUUCAGUUCUCUUCUACAUGUACCUCUCCUUUCUAUGUACUAAUAUUUCAAUAAGAAUCCAUUGAGAAAACAACACUUGCAUUCUUGAUGAACCUGAUUCUUCUCUCUCAGAAAAUCAAAUUGUUCUCCCAACACGAGAGCAUAUGCAGGUAGGUUUGGCUCUAGCAUUGGCCCUGUGGUAGUACCCUGAAUGGCCUAAAAUGAAGAGGGCUGUGCAAUAACUACUUCUGGUAUGUUCCCUAAGCAGGGACUACCAUAGUUUUUCCAGCUGUCCAACCCUUGGUUUUGUAGCUUGACCUUCUUUAGUCUUGGCUCAAAGAGCAAAUCACCAAAAUAUCAGCAAGUACUACAUAAACUUUAUAGAGAGAACAUGAAAUUGUUCUACAAAUCAGGCCCAUUACCCAUACAUCAUCAGAUCCCUUUUCAUGUGACAUAGAUUCAGAUGUUCACAGAAACAUGCAUGAACUAUGAACAUAGUUUAAUUGGAACAUCCUUCUCUCCAUUUUAUGUUUUAUCACAUUUACAAUUCAUUCAAAUCACUGUGUACCAAACCACAGCUUAUAAAUAAAGAUGUGAAAAAACUAAAUAAAUCAAUGAUCUUAAUUAAAAUUCUCUGGUUCACAUGAAUGAAAAACAUAAUUUUGUGGAAAAGACUGUUUUAGUCCAUAAGCCAGCAGACAUUUGUAUUGACAAAUCCAAGUAAAUAAAUGUUUACUGAAUGAAUUAUUAAAGUAGUUAUUAUUGGUAAAAGAGAUAGUAACAUGUGUCUUGUAUAAAUUAUAAUUUGGAUAAUACAUUUUUCCAGGGUUACCAAUUAUGUCUUAAUUGUUGAACCUGAUGGCAUUUCCUCAGUCUUUUAAAACCUCCUUGAUCUUUGUAGAAUUUGACACUGUUAAACAUUUCCUCCUGUAUACUAUCUCCUUCGGGUUUUUUUGUUUGGUUGGUUUUUUGUGUGGUUUUAUUGGGGUUUUUUUGGUGGGGCAGUGAGGGUUAAGUGACUUGCCCAGGGUCAUACAGCUAGUAAGUGUCAAGUGUCUGAGGCCAGCUUUGAACUCAGGUCCUCCUGAAUCCAGGGCCAGUGCUCUAUCCACUGUGCUACCUAGCUGCCCCCUGCGUUUUCAUAAAAUUGUUCUGCUGGUUCUCCUUCUAUCUGCAUGACCACUCCUCAGUGUUCUUGAUUAAGUCAUCAUCCAUGUUCAAAGACUGUCCCAGGUCCUCUUUUCUUUAUA
Messenger RNA from Dromiciops gliroides (monito del monte), 2626 nucleotides. RefSeq names its product centromere protein N (gene CENPN). Lineage: Eukaryota; Metazoa; Chordata; Mammalia; Microbiotheria; Microbiotheriidae. The transcript is spliced from 11 exons. The record is from RefSeq and is a predicted model, not a curated record. The coding region runs from base 337 to 1350 and encodes 337 amino acids. Gene Ontology annotation, biological process: chromosome segregation; CENP-A containing chromatin assembly.